This is a messenger RNA of Ziziphus jujuba (common jujube), 1610 nucleotides long. RefSeq names its product ribosome biogenesis protein WDR12 homolog. Lineage: Eukaryota; Viridiplantae; Streptophyta; Magnoliopsida; Rosales; Rhamnaceae. Gene Ontology annotation, cellular component: preribosome, large subunit precursor. The coding region runs from base 127 to 1440 and encodes 437 amino acids. The record is from RefSeq and is a predicted model, not a curated record. The transcript is spliced from 13 exons. Gene Ontology annotation, molecular function: protein binding. Gene Ontology annotation, biological process: ribosome biogenesis.
UUAAACCCUAAUUUCGUCGUCUCUCUCACGCUCGCUAAACCCUCCUUGAGUGGUUUUUCUUCUUCUUCUCUUCAUUUCUCUCUCAGUGGUCGUGUUCUUCGGAUCAAACAGGAAGAGAUAGAGACAAUGGACAUAGAUGGAGAUGCAGAAGAGACCUCGAGGCGGGUCCAAGUCCGGUUCGUCACGAAGCUCCGGCCUCCUUUCAAAGUUCCCGCUAAUUCCAUCGCCAUACCCUCUACUCUAACCCGCGGUGACCUUUCCGCCAUAGUCAACAAUCUUCUCCUAGCUGGAAAUCCUGAAUGGGUAUCUGAACCGUUUGAUUUUCUGAUCGAUGGGGAACUGGUCCGGCUGUCUCUUGAACGGUUUCUUCUUGCCAAGGGUAUUUCGGCCGAGAAGAUAUUGGAGAUUGAAUACAUAAAGGCUGUGGUACCACGGAAGGAAGAAGAACCUUCUUUACAUGAUGAUUGGGUCAGUGCAGUUGAUGGUUCUAGCCCCGGGUUCAUUUUGACAGGGUGCUAUGAUGGUUUUGGAAGGGUAUGGAAAUCUGCUGGAGUGUGUACACAUAUAUUGGAAGGACACAGAGAUGCAGUUACUUCUGUUAGUGUCAUCAAUGCAGAAGGUGGAGAAAGUGUUACUGUUGCUAGUGCUUCAAAAGAUCAGACACUUAGGCUGUGGAAGUUCAAUACAGGAGAGCACCUAAAAAGUCCUUUAAAGGUAAAGGCGUUCAAAAUUUUACGUGGACAUAGAUCUUCUGUUGAAAGUGUUGCUUCUCAGACUUCCGGGGACAUGGUUUGUUCUGGUGGUUGGGAUUGCACAAUUAAUUUAUGGCAGACAAAUGAGAUUAAUACAGAAGGUGAUCUACUUUCAGUUAAGAAGAGAAAAGUAAAUGAGCAGGCUGUAGAUUCACAAUUGGAGGGGGAAGCUGUUUCCACACUAGUAGGUCAUACACAAUGUGUAUCUUCUGUAAACUGGAUAUUUCGUGAAACAAUAUUUUCAGCAUCUUGGGACCAUUCAAUUAGAAAGUGGGAUGUUGAGACAGGCAAAGAUACGUUGAAUAUAUUUUCUGGGAAAGUCCUCAACUGCCUUGAUAUCGGAGGAGAAAGUUCUUCAUUAAUUGCUGCUGGUGGUUCUGAUCCCAUUGUUAGGAUAUGGGAUCCUCGUAAACCAGGAACGUCUGCACCCGUCUUUCAAUUUUCAUCUCAUGCCUCUUGGGUUUCGGCUUGUAAGUGGCACAAGAAAUCCCAAUAUCAUUUAGUCUCUGCAUCCUAUGAUGGAAAAGUUAUGAUAUGGGAUCUUAGGACAGCGUGGUCCGUAGCUGUUAUGGAUUCACACAAGGACAAGGUAUUAUGUGCUGACUGGUGGAAAGGUGACAGCGUUAUUAGUGGUGGAGCUGAUUCAAAGCUUCGCAUCUCGUCUGGGAUCCCUGUUGGUGAAAGUUAGUGGCCCGGCCCAACUUCAACUUUAUUUGUGGUGUAAAAGGGAAAAAAAAAAAAAAAGCUAUAGAAAAGAAAAAAAAGCCCUUUUAAUUAAGCUAUGUUGACAAUUUAUAAAUUUACUUUUUUUUUGUGGCUAUGUUUUUUUGAAAUUAAUUUUAAAUUUACAUUUUUUUU